AUGAGCUCUAAAAAUUUCGCUGCUGCACAGGAGCGGGUUCUCGAACGCAGGCGCACUCGCGAUGCGGAAGCUCGCGCCCGCCGAGCGGAACAGCGACGAGCUUCUCCGAUCAACUCAGCCACUCUCCAACGACUUCCAUAUCCACUAAACCGUGUACCAGGAGCUGGGUGGUCAUUAUGGAACUCGAUCAGAGGCAGAGAGGGCACAAGGCCGGCCUUUCGCGUCGGACAGGUCGACGCCGAACUAUUGGACGAGGAGCUUCUUGGUUUGAUGAAGAACCAAGUUGGAGAUGCUCUGAAGUAUUUCGGACCGCAAAUGCGGGAGGAAUGGUCACAUGAAAUUUUAUUUGGACUGCGUGCGAUUCUCUUCAAACUGUCUAUCUGGGAUCAUAAUGCCUCUUACGGCGCGGCCUUGCAAGGUCUUCGAUAUACCGAUAGCCGAAGCAAAGGUCCUGUUCACACGGCCCCUACAAAAUGGCAGAAGACGAUGUACGGUCUACUUACAGUGGGGGGACGGUACGCGUGGGACAAAUGGGAGAGCUGGUUAGUUGGGCAGGAAGGUGGUUUUGAGGAGCCAUCGCAGGAAGUCCGCAUGCUCUCUCGGAUUACAGACCUUGCCUCCACAACACAUUCCGUCGCGGCCCUUGUUUCUUUCCUCAUUUUCCUCGUGAACGGUCGCUACCGGACACUUGUCGAUCGAAUUCUCCGAAUCCGCCUUACGCCGCCGUCAGCCCAGGCCAGUCGAGAGGUCUCCUUUGAAUACCUGAACCGGCAGCUAGUGUGGCAUGCCUUUACUGAAUUCCUCCUAUUCCUCCUGCCGUUGGUGGGCAUCAGUCGGUGGAAGCGAUGGAUCUCGCGAGCAUGGCGCAAAACUAUCAAGGCAUUAAAAUCGAGCGGGGACGAUGAGGAGGCCACAAAUGAUCAAGGCGAGCUGUCUUUCCUCCCGGAACGUACUUGCGCAAUCUGCUAUCGAGAUCAAAACCCGGCCGCAACUAGUGAGAGCGAGAUCCUUGCUGCAUCGGCAGCUGCAGGUAGUCUCUCCGGCUCUGCACAAACAGACAUUACCAACCCCUACGAGACUGUUCCUUGUGGUUGUGUCUACUGUUUUGUGUGUAUUGUACAGAAAUUGGAAGCAGAGGAAGGCCAGGGCUGGGUCUGUCUCCGUUGCGGUGAACUAGUCAAGAAGUGUCGGCCAUGGAAGGGCGAUGUUCUAGAGGAGGCACGAUCACAACCGGGGACUGGCAAAAUCGUUGGAUUUGCCAUUGACAACGGGCCACACAAUGAUUCUUCAGUCGAUGAUGCAGAUGGAAGGAUUUCCGAGAAGCCCAGCAUCUUGGAAAACAUCACAGCUGAUGAAGCCUUGCAUUCUAAUCAAUGGUCAUCGGGUGAGAAACAGGACGCUGAGAAUGGGCACCCCGUUGGAGAAAAUGGUUUCGCCGACGACAAUGCACUCUGA
This is a messenger RNA of Penicillium oxalicum, 1455 nucleotides long. RefSeq names its product pex2/pex10/pex12 family protein. Gene Ontology annotation, molecular function: zinc ion binding. The transcript is spliced from 3 exons. Lineage: Eukaryota; Fungi; Ascomycota; Eurotiomycetes; Eurotiales; Aspergillaceae. Gene Ontology annotation, biological process: protein import into peroxisome matrix. The coding region runs from base 1 to 1455 and encodes 484 amino acids. Gene Ontology annotation, cellular component: peroxisomal membrane. The record is from RefSeq and is a predicted model, not a curated record.